UGGACGCUUGGCAUUUUGUAUUUUAUAAAACGACAACGGACAAACGGUUUUCAAGGCGAGUGCCAAGUGCCGAUAUGUAGUAGGCAAGUUUUAAGUAACGAUUAACAGUUGUAGUUUGAUCAUUAGUUUAUUGGGCCUAUAAAGGUCAAUUGUUUUAAAGAGAUGGACGGAGACGAAAGCAGAAGAAAAGCUUUGGAGUCUGGUAGGGAAAUGCUUGCCAAGUACAAGGCACAACGUUUCAGUAGAGGUCACAGUUCAGCAAACAAUCAGGCUGGUGAACCAUCUGAUGAAGAAUCAUCACAUAAUGAGUUUGAAGCUCAGCAAAGUAUUAGUAUAAAUGAAGUAUCAUCACAGGAUAUAACACACAGUAGCAUCAGCAUGAGUGAAGGUGAAGGAGAUGGAGAUCUUGAAGGAAGAGCUGGUAAUGUGGCCAAACUUGCAGAACUUCUACAAGUCAAAGAAGCAGAGGUGGAAGCUUUACAUGCAGAGCUUGAUCAUCUUCGGGCAGAGGCAUCAUCACCAAAUUCAUCACAAAGUAGAAGCAGUAGCAUUCAGAACAGAGAUAUCAUUCUUACGUAUCAUAACAAGCUAACUGAAUAUGAGAAAGCUGUAAUUGAUCGAGACAAACUGAUAGAUGAUUUAACCUCAUCCUUGAAGCAAGCCUUGGCAGCAAGAGAUAAUCUUGUAGCUCAAGUGAAUUCCCUUAAUGCGCUUAAGCUUGCUAACACAAGUAUGGAAAGUGCUGAAGUUCUACAGGAGAAGGUCUCGUCUUUGGAAAUUACAAUCAACGACCAAGGUGCUAUGAUAAACGAAUUGAACAUGGAAUUGACCAAGUCAAAAGAUCACGUACAAAGGCUAGAAAUGGAAAGAGACACACAAAGAGUUGAAAUCAAUGAUUAUAAGACUCGGGUUGAACAACUAAAUAAGCAAAUUCGCGUCGGAGCAGAGCAAAACAAUCUAAACAUCGAUAAGACAUUAGAACAGCAAAAACAAUAUGAAGCAAGAGUGGACAAACUCAAAAAAGACAUGCAAACGUUUGUAGAUAAAUUCACUAUAGCAACCAAUGAAAGUACAACGCAUCAUCAAAAGGAGAUCAAUGAUUUGCAAAAGAAACACGAAGCAGAUUUAGCGAAUCUUCGACAAAAAUUUGAAGAACAGUUAAAACUGUCUAAAGAAGAAUCAAAAACAUUGGCUGACCGUCUAAACAAGGAGCUGCCUGACUUGGAAAGUCGUCACGCUAAAGAACUGUCAGCUUUUCAAAGCCAAUUAGCUUAUUACAAAAACACUGUGGAGGCUCUUAAAUUGGAAUUGAUUAAUCGAUGUGAGCGUGAACAAAGUCUUCAAGCGGAAUUAUUAGCUUCGAAGUCUCGUUUAAACGAACUCAUAGUUCAAGCAAACACCGAGCGCGAGUUGCUGCAGGAACAAAUUCGGUUACAUAAGCUUCAGGUGGACGAAGUGACGUCGAAGUGUUUGGCAGCUUCAAGUGUCCUGGAUUCAAAAGAAAGUAUUGAGCGUAGCCUGGAACAAGCUCUGAGCAACGCAGGUAUGUUACGUGAAGAGAAUGAAAAGCUGAGGAUGGAGUUAGAUGAUCUUUCAGUGCGCUACACAGCUGCGCAGUCGCUUAUAGAAAAUAAUCUAGCUCAUGAACGGAGUAUGAACAAUAGAGUGUACGAGCUGGAGAAGUCUCUUUCUAGGGUGAGCGGUAUGAGUUUUAGCAACACUAGUGAAUUGAACGAGACCAGCUAUCAGACUUUCGAUGAAGUUGCCCUCCAGUUCCACAUAACGCGACAGAAACUAGAAGAAAAGGCCGAGCUCGAAAAGAAGCUAAUCGACAAAAUACAAAACUUAGAAGAAGAGCUCGAGAAAGCGAAUUUGGUGAAAGAGUCUUAUGAGAAACAAUUAAAGGAUUCUAAGAAUUCUUUCGACAAGCUUACGUCGGAAAUGAAUGUGCUAAAGGAUUCGAAUCCCCCAAUACCCUUCCAAGGAUCCAUGUACUUUGGCGACAGUCAUGAUAAGAGUCUGGAGGAUAAAAUUACGGAUGAUAGCCAGAAUCCAAUGGAGAUACUUGAGAAGAAUCUAGAGGAAUUGAAGACGAAGUUAAAGCAAAAAGAAGCAGAGAGUGCGGAUAACGUAAGAAGGUUAGAGGAAAUUACUCAGAGGAUGAGGAAAAGUGAAGAUGAGUGUGAAAAACUUAAAAGUGGAUUAGCUUCCGCAUGGGAACAGUGUGCAUUUUUCGAGGAGAAACUCAAUCAAACUUUGGCUAUGAGCGAGAGUAGAUUUGACGAUUCUAUGAUAUCUGAACGGAUGAGUGAAUUGAGUCAACUCUCUAAGAAUAUAUCUAAGGACCAUUUAGAUUCUCAUGAUACAUCUGGCCGCAUGAGUGAAUCCCAUGAUAGAUCUAAAGAUAACACAAGAGAUUUUGUUGAUUUGCCAAAAGUUAGUAGUGUCUCAACUAAAGUAGUAAAUGACAAUAUAAAGAAUAAUGAUAUGGUUAAUAUCAGUCAUGGAAGCGACUUGCAAGAAACUCCUAACCCUAUUGUAGAGGACGCCACUAAAGAUUUUUCCAGAUCAUUUCAAGAACAUUUUUUAAGGACUUCUAGUAAUGCAGAAGAGUUGCCUAAGCAAAUUUCACAAGAUAGCGAUAACACAUCUAAAGAUUUAUCUAGAAAUAAUUUCGAAAGAACAGAUAAUUCAUUGAGCGGCUCUAACGAAGUGGAACUUCUUGAUUCAAACAAGAAAUUAGAGUCCAAAAAAGCCAUGAAUCCUGAUACAUCAAGAGAUUCCUUAAAAGAAGCAAUCCUUGUGAAUGAGGAAUUGGUAAGAACACUUCAGAAAAAGGAAGAAGAGUGUCAAGAAAUAAUGGGGAAACUGAAUAUGUACACUGAACAAGUGGAAGUUUUAAAUAUGGAAAAAGCUAAAUUGAUCGGUGAAAAGUUAGGUUUGGUCAAAGGUCUUGAAGAGUUGGAAUCCUUACGAGAUCAACUGGAACGUUUGAAAAAAGAUCAAGAAUUGUUGGCAAAAGAGUCAACAGACCUAACAGAAAAACAUAAGAAGGAAAUGAGUAACUUAAUAGAAAGACAUACUGAAGAGGUGGCAGCUAUUAAAGUGGAUGCAAGUAACGAAGUACAGAAGCUUAGAAAUUUACUUCUGAGUGUGAAAGAAGGGACUGCUGGUUUAGAUGAAUUGCGAAAUGAACUAGAGAGUAGGCAUUCUCAUGAGAUGGAAGACCUUCGCACUUACUUUGAACAGAAGUGUCUUCAAAUGGAGAAGCAGUACUCUGAAGAGGUCUUCAGUCAACAGUCUAGGAAGAUCUCAGAUGAUGAUAGUGAAUUUGAUGAGCUUAUUGAGGAUCCAUUUUUCGGUGCGGCUGGCGAUUGUCUUGGUGCAGAAACAAAAAGUAGAAAGUCUGAGGAUGCUUCAAAAAUCAAAUCCGACAGUGGUGACAACGAAGAUCCCUUGACACCUACUCGUGAAAUUCAAGAACUUAAAGAACAGUACGAAAGGAAGCUAAUUGAGCAAAAACAGUUCUAUGAAAAUCUUCUGGAGGAGACACCAGGGAAGAGACAGGAUUCUCUAACCAAAGAUGAAGUUCAGUUCGAUAGCCUGGAAGAAGAAGAACCACAGAAACUUGAUGAAAUUGAGAAAGUCAGAGAGGAAUAUCAGAAAAAAUUGGCAGAACAAGAGAAACUUUAUGAGAAUCUGUUAUGCGAAGCCACAAAGAAGCGACAAGAUUCUCUUUUGAAUGUCGUUAGUCAGCCUUGCCAAACAGAAUGGGAUACAGUCACCCUGGAGAACGGCGAGCUUGCCAACUUGCGAGCUGCCUACAGCCACCAGCUCGAGGAACAGGUUGCCCUAGCACGGCUCGACAUCGUCAACGCACUUCAGGAACAGAUUCAGCGUGACAUCGGCAUUAUACAGGCUCUGCUUUCUGCCGAUACGGAAACCGAAGAAAAUUGGCCAGCUGAACUGCUUGAGCUACGAAACAAGUUCACGGAUAAUACAAGGCACGAGAUGCAAUGCUUAAAGGAGAUGCACUCUGUAGAAUUGCAAAGACUUAAGGAAGAGCAUUCGCGUAGUCUUGCUAGAAUCAUUGAUCGUCACCAGGAAGAACUCACUGGACUGAGGAAGGAAUAUGCAGAUCAAGCAGUAACGAGGAAGCAGUUAAGUUCUGCAACUUUAGAAGAUGAUCUAAUCGCUGAAAGAGACAAUCUACGUAAAUCAUGUAUGACUUUGAAAAAUCUUGUUGGAGAUUUGAUCAAGUAUUUCAUGUCCUGCGAAGAGGAAGUGAACAAUACUUUGAUCAGCGAAGUCCUAAAGUCUCAACUAUCUAAAACUCAAGAAAGCUCUGAUCAGACAUCUGUCUCGGAUGUGGAGGAACCUUCUAUGAACAAGAUCAAAAGAGUUCAUUUUGCGCCUAAUUCCAGUGGUAUUAGCUCGAUCCUGAAUAAUCAAGAUCCUCAAGAUUUAGCACAAGAUGAGCAAGAUUUUGCACAGCAACUGAGAACUGAGUUGGAUCAUUGCCUUAAUCGUCUCAGGAUAGAAAGUGCUCAGAUUUUAGGCAUUAGUUUACCAACAAGACAAUGUAAAGUGGAUAUAUUUUCAAAACCAAUUUCGUGGAGUAACAAAACCAAUGAAGAAUUACAAUACCAGCUGGCUGAAAGUGAAGCUAUUAUCACUGAGCUUCGCGAAGAAUCUGAACACCUUAGAUUCCGUGUACUUGAACUGCAAGAUCGUUUAGUUGCAGCUGAGACUAAAAAAGAAAUUAUUAGUGAAGGUUAUGGCGAGCAGGAAGACCCUGGUGUUCCAGUAUCGGUAGAGAGCUUGUGUCAGCUACAAGACAAAGCAAGAUCUGUUCUCAACAAUGGUGGUGGCGACAACUCGUACCUACUUCAGCUUAUUGAAGAGCUUUGCCGUCACAGCGAUAAACUUUUAGACGAUUCGAAACGCGACAAAGAGGACUUGCAAUUACAGGUGCCUUUAGACCCAAUACCUCCCCCAUACAUUCACAGGGUUUGCUGCCGAAAGAUCGAAUCGGCGGACAAAAAGCUGCGAGCCAUCACGAAGUUCCUAGAAGAGCAAGGCGGUGAACGUGAAGCUGAACGUGAAGAAGCAGCCAGACAAAUUCAAGCGCUUCAGGAACAAAUAAAGGAGAUGGAACGUGAAAAGGAAAGAGAUCAACGCAUCAGUACAGAGCAGUCUUCUACGCUAUCGCCUCUACCGACCCCGCUCGCCCUUGCAGUGCUUGGGCCAACUGACAUCGCUGCAACUGUGGAGGCCCUUGAAUCCCAGAUGCGCGAGAUGUCAUCCCUGAUGAUGGAUGCUGAGACGAAGAAAUCGGAGAUUGAGACCGAGCUGAAAGAUGCUGUAGACAAGAUCUGUGAUUUGAGGGACAUAAUUGCUGAUCUGGAGCAACAGUUGCAGUUGAAGCACAAGGCUGAAAAUAUAUUCAGAAGUAAAAUCGAGCAGCUAGAAGGCGUUGUCGCUGCGCAAACUAGAAAUCAGCAAGAAUUGGCGCAGGAAUUGGAUGCAGUAAACAUGGGGAGUGAGAGCAAUAAGCUCACUGAACAUAUCGCGCGGUUAGAGGAUGAGUUGCAAAAGCACAAGCUUAGCUCUGAACACUUUGAAGGUAACUCGUCUGCUCUGAAGCAAAUGAAAACGGAACUGCGCGAGAUGCAGCUGCAAUUGGACCGACGUAUACGAGACCUAGAGGCAUUGCACAUAUGCGGUUCUAGUCUUAGUCUUAGUCAACCAAGCGAAGACGUUUCUAUCAGAGAACAGAUAGAUGCUUCUCGUUGUCCAACUCCAGAUGAUCCACACGCCCCACCUACCUUACCGCUAGAUCAACUUUUGAAACUUAAGGAAAAAAUGGUGAAACACGCCAGGGUUGAAGAAGUUGCCUUUAAGCGUAUCAAGGAUCUUGAAAUGCAUCUAACUGCAUUGAAGAAUCAAAACGAGGAAUUGCAAGCGGAGCAAGAGAUUUUGCAGCAGACAGCAUCAGAACAAUUAUUUCAGAUCGAAGCCAUGCGUGGUCGUUUGGAGCAACAAAAGCAAAGUGCUCCAUUUGCACAAAGACAAGCUACAUCCAGAUUGGAGUUGCAGCUACAUGAGCUCAAUACCAAAUUAAAUGCUUUAGAACGAACUGUUUCUGAUAAAGAUCUCGAGAUAAAAGAUGUGAAGAGCCAGUUAGACAGAGCUAAUAGAUUAUUAACGGAGAAGGAAGCCGAAAUGGCAAGUGCUGUCCAUACUGAAAAUAAUGCUUUUCAAAAACUGAAGGAUUAUAUUGCAAUCCUUGAAGAAGAAAAGAAAGUCCUUGAGUCCAAGUUGGGAAUACAAGAACGCACUCAGCAUGACUUAAGACAGCUGAUAGACUCAAUGGUAGGGGACAAGAACGAAGAGAUCGAUCAUCUCAAGGAGCAACUGAUGAAACGCGAACGUGUAUUAGAACCAUACUUAGCGUUAAACCUAGACGAAAGUCAGCUACGAGAACUGAUACGUCAAGCUGAACCUAAGAAUAGCGCUCGAACCCUGAGCGACAUCCUUUCUAUUCAUUCAGAAUGCGAGGACCUUCCUGAUCCAAUUAGAGAAACUCCUAAUCAUACAUCAGGACUCAAUGUGUCCAGUUUUCGUACAGCCCUUCCAUUGGAUCAUCUCAAAGAACCUGCAGAGCAAUCACCAAAUGUCUGUAUAACAAUACCACAACUGGAGCUUGGCUCUCAGAGUUCGUCUAGUUCAUCACAUGGAAAAUCACCAGAACAAAGCGAAUCCCAUCCGAUUCAAGCAUUAAGUCCUAUGAUCCUGGAAGAGUCGAAUCCCAAGGAUCGGACCUCGGAAGCCAUUCAACGUUCUAACAAUGAGUUACUUGAACGGCAAAUUCGUCAAUUAGAAAAUCAGUUGUCUAACAUGAAGGACGAACUCAAUCUGAAAUCUUCUAAUUUGGCGCGACGGGAGGCUGAAUUGAAUACAGUACAGCAGGAACUUGAUGAAUUGAGAAUUGAACUUAAGGACACGAUUGAGUCUCUGAAUCGGGAUAAACUCUUCUAUAAAAAUCAAUACGAGCUAAGUCAAGUUUCUGAAAGUAAAAUCAAAAAAGAUCUUCUACAGGUUGAAAAUACUCUGAAGCUUAAAGAUGAUGAGGUCAAAGAGUACAAGAGUAAAAUUCAAAUGAACGAGAAGAUUUUGAUGGAACUGAAUGCUGAAAAUUCUCGACUGAAAAAUGAAAUUGAUGAAAUAAGAGAGAAGAAUAUAAAACGGCUGGAGAUCAAUCUCCAGGAAAAAGAGGUGGAACUGAAAAAUCUUAAAGAAAUCGCGUUCGAAAAGGAUAUUACCAUUGAAACUAUUCAGACUCGUAAUGCAGAAAUCGAAAAUGAAAAUAAGCAAUUGUUUGAGUUUAAAUCGAAUUAUGAACAGUGCCGACGUGAAUUCGCUGAGUGUCAGAAUGAGAUUCAGAGACUCACUGAAGGAUUGAAUAAUCGCGACCAGAUCAUCCGAAGACUUGAAGAAAUGGCUAGAAGGUCCAGCUUCUCCGGGGCGUCUUCACCUAGUGAAUGUAAGGAUCAAGAGAUUCAUCAUUUGCAGGAAUACCUUAAGGAGAAGGAUAAGGUCAUUCGACAGAUGAGCGAUGACAGUAAGAGUUUACAUCGUGCAUUAGAGACUAUACAGAAUAAGAUGAAGGAAUCUGGGAAUGUUGUAGAACUACGAAAGAAAUUGAAGGAUGAAAGAAGAAUUAACACGGAAUUGAAAGAAAUAGUUGACAAAAUGCAGAUUGAAUUGAAAUUUCUACUCAGAGACGAAUCGAUCCAAUCAGAAGAGGAGGUCAACAUUGAGGAUAUGGUACAACGAGAAUUGAACCUAUCAGCUCGACUUGAUCAGCAAAUAUUGGAAGCUAUUGAAAGCGAACCUGAAGAAGGUACUGGCAGAAAAAUUGAAAAGCACUCCUGCAAUUCAUUAGACAUUCAACCUACGAAUUCAGAUAAACAGGAGAGAUUUUUGUACCGAUACGGAGAAUUGAAAAGUAAAUUGAAACAAGCGACAAAAGUCAAUGAAGAAUUGAUAAAACUUAAGGAUGAUCUUGAGAUUGAGCGCGAGAUGCUACGUUCACAAAUUACUGAAUACGAGAAUCGCAUAUUGCAAAUCAAGUCCCAUCUAGACGAAGAAAGUAACAAAGUAGCGUCUUUGGAUGAAGCGCUCUCAGCUGAAAGACAAACAGUGCGAGAUUUGAAGCUUCAAAUUCAAAAAGAUCAACAUUCUAUGGAAAUAGCUCAUAUAAAAGAUUCUGAAUUGAUAUCAAUGUUGAGAAUAAAACUUUCAUCUUCAAUUGACGCUGAGGAGAAGCUACGAAAAGAUUUGAACGAAAUGCGUUACGAACACAAAAGUCUUGAAACCCAGUUGACGGCAAUCAGAGAACAAAUAAAUUCUCAGCGUGUCCAUGAGACGACAGCAGGACUUGAAGAACUCUUGGCGACCGAGCAGAAGAAAUAUAUAAAACUUGCAGAAGAGUACGAGCAGGUGCAGCGAAAGAAUGUAGAGCUUCGUGAUACACUGAGGAAAAUUGAAAAUGAAAAGUCACGAUAUGAAAAGCAAUUAGAAAUGUUUAUGGAGGAGAAGGAGAAAAUGAUAAGCAGCUUGACAUUGGCUGAAGGUACUAAGGAAUUCUUGAGCACAGAUUUGAGGAGGACUAAGGAAGAAUUAAGAGCACGUGAAGAAGAGUGCGAAUGGCUUCAGCAAAGAAUAAGUACCAUGUCCAACGCAGAGAAUAAAAGACAGCAACAAAGAUCAGACGAUCAUAAUGAAUUAAAGAGUCUUCGUCGAGCGAUUACCAGUACUCGAGAAGUCAUGCAUGAUCUGGAAUCUGAUAUGAAGCAAUCUAAAAAAGAACUACAAAAAUCAUUAGAAAAUCAAGCUCAACUCACUAAACGUAUAGAGUCUUUAACUGAAAAUGAGAUUCAGCUUAAUAAACAGCUUAAUGCAGCACGGUUGGAAGAGAAAAGACUUAACGAAGUAAUAGCUGAUAUGCAAAAUGAUUUACAGUUGAGCGUAAAGAGAGAAGUAGAACUUACUGAAGAGUUGCAAAGGGAAAGGAUAUCUAGCCAGAAAAAAGUACCUUCUCAGUUCGUUCAAAAGAUAGAGGAGUUAAAUGACAGCAUUGAAAGGCAUUCACGAGUUGAAAGUAUGCUUCAGGAGAAGUUAGCCAAGGCUAGAGAAGAGAAGGAACAAUUUGCAAGUCGUAUCAGAUUACUAGAAAAUAAGUUGGUACAAAGAAGUAAAGAAUCUACAAGUGGCAUAAACUCUGAUUUGGCCGAGAAGAUUCAACACUUCUAUGGCAAAUACCUGCGUGUGGAUAGCCGACGCAAAGCUCUAGUUUAUCAGAAGCGUUACUUGCUCUGCAUAGUGGGCGGUUAUCAAAUUUCAGAAGCCAAUACACUAUCGGUGCUUGCACAACUUACUCAAAGUCAGAAAUUCUGUAUAAAAACGAGUGAUAAUCGGAAGAGCCCUAAAGUUCGUUUCCGUAGUGCUAUACUCGUUGUUAUCAGUAUUCAUCGCAUGAAGUGGAUGAUUCUCAGAUGGAGAACCGGAAGACGAGUCGGAGCGAAUGCUGUUCUUGGUAAUCCGGAUCAGUCUUUCGUUCCCCUGAGAACUGCCAGCUUUAAUCAUUCACCGCCUGUUCGAGAACGAGCUACUAUUAAUGGCGAUGGAAAUUUUGGGAAAAUUGAAUUGGAACAAUAUUUGCAAAGAUUCACGAAUAUUCAGCAAACACUUGGUCUAGCAAUGUCGGAAGCUGGAGCAAGUCGUCCGUCUAAUACAAGGACUCAGGUGACUUCGCAUCGUAAUAGGUCACCUCAAAUUCAAUUAGAUGAUAAAAAGUCGAUCGAUAGCCUUGAUAAUUGUUUCUAUUAAAAAAUAUAUAUAUACAGUCAUCUUUCAAGAUGGUCUGUGUGGGAUUGCCGUUUUCAUUUGCAUUGCGAAUGGAAAUAAUUUGAAACUGGGCAUUUCGAAUAGACUGAGAUUUUAUGUAGACUUUUAUUUUUUAUUGUAUUUCACUAUUACUUCUCUCGUAGGACUCGUUCAAGCAUUGUAUAUAAGUUUGUAUCAUAUAACAGUGUAAGAUAAUUCCUAUUUUUAUUAAGAUUUAAGGAGCUAAUUGUGUCUUCUGAAACGAAAGCUCAACCAUUCAAUAGUAUUUCGUUUAUCCUAUUCAUUGUUUUAUGUGAAUUGUGGACGCAACAUGACCAAAGUUUUGCGACAUUUUUUUUAGAUUUAUUUAGUAUGAAAUUAUAAACCAGUGAUGAGAAUGUUGUGCCUUAUAAAAUGUAACUCUGAUAUUUAUUGUAUUGUAUGGAUUGUAUUUUUUUUAUAUUGUCAAUAAAACUUUAUUCA
Molecule: messenger RNA, 10374 nt
Organism: Cephus cinctus (wheat stem sawfly)
Lineage: Eukaryota; Metazoa; Arthropoda; Insecta; Hymenoptera; Cephidae
Product: A-kinase anchor protein 9
Exons: 26
Coding region: 163-9894 (3243 amino acids)
Biological process (GO): signal transduction
Molecular function (GO): molecular adaptor activity
Source: RefSeq, a predicted model, not a curated record